Molecule: messenger RNA, 3075 nt
Organism: Tremella mesenterica DSM 1558
Lineage: Eukaryota; Fungi; Basidiomycota; Tremellomycetes; Tremellales; Tremellaceae
Exons: 3
Coding region: 1-3075 (1024 amino acids)
Source: RefSeq, a predicted model, not a curated record
AUGUCACUCACUUGCAAAGGCUACGCCAUGGCCCACACUAUCAACCCCCCUCCCUCUGGACAACCCAUCGACCCUUACGCAAUCCUACCUUGUCCUCAACCCGUCGCUGUUCCUCCGGCACUAAGCGAAAGGUGUCGUGAGAGUCAUGGCAAGAGAAGCUGCGCUAAAGCUGCUUAUUGCUCCAUGCACUGGUGUGGUUUUUGCAAGAAGGCCACUCGUGCUAGCGAGGGUAAUUCGGAUCUUGCUCAAGGAAUACAGAUUUCUCCUGCGGAUUCUGGUCAAGCGAUCAAGGCUCCUGAACAUCAGACGGAGAGGGAUGCUCGGAAAGAUGAGCAGUAUGUCCUUUCGCAACUUGUCUACAACCUUGGAUCUCAAGCCCAUUCCAUAUCUCACCCCAUAUUUCUCAACCCGGCCGAAUCAUCAUCCCUCUGGACGAUCCACUCCUUCAACGAUCCCUGUAGUCCUAUCGGACAUCACAAUCCAAUACAAGUUCUCCAGGAAUUUUUCGUUCAAGACUUGAAACAACAAAGAGGAUUCAUUCGCAUCAUGUCUUUAUUCUCUCGUCGUCGUUCUACUCGUUCUCAACCAAAACUCAACAUCUCAUCUCCUAUCCCUCUCAACGCUUCCAAAGCAUUAUCAUCUAUACCAGGUUCAAACCUUCCUAAUCUUUCUAUGCCAACUCUAAUCUCUCUUGCUACUUUACCAGCUUUAUCCGGACCUUCUUUAUCAGGAUCAACAUUAGAUUCUUUACCUACUCUUGCUGCUUUGAGGGAUAAAAAGAUGGAUCAUACUCUUUCUCCAACUACAGAAACCGGGAUGAAAUCAUCAUCAUCGUGUUCGUCUGUGAACCAACAGAUAUCUCUCAUGAGUGGUAUGUUCCCAAUGUAUAGCAAUCCGAAUGAACAAAGAAAAACAAGAAAAAAUUCUUUACUUUAUGGUACAAGUAGAUCUUCUUUCGAUACGGAUUAUACUAUCGAUAUGGAAGAUAAUCAAUUACGUUCUUCUUUCUCUUCGAUGGGUUCAAGAUCUUCUUUAGAUUCUUCAUUACCUGUAACACCUAUAACACCUAUACGUAUGUCAAUUCAACAACAAUCAAAACGAUCAUCUCUGGUCAAAGGGGAUGUUCAAUCUCAACCAAAGUCACAAACUCAAACUCAACAGGUGGGACAAUCUCAACAAAUGUUACAAAGUUCAACAGGUAAAAUGAAAAGACCUGAACUACGUAAAAUGUCUUCAUGGUCAACAGCAUUUUCCAUCCGUUCCAUUCAAAAAUUAGAAAUGGAAGAAACUGAACUUGAAGAGAUGAUCAUUGUGAAUCCCGAAGAAAACGAUUGGGAUUAUAAUUCCAUUAAACGAGAAGAAAUUUUAUCUAUAAAAUUAGAAAAGACUAAAAAUAAGAUAUUCACUCAAUGGCGUUCUAGACCUCAGUCAAGGAUAAGACAACCGAAAAGUAAAGAAUUAGAAGUGGGAUUACCAAAUCCUAAAUAUACACCUAAAUAUACUUUCGCACCUCGAUUUCCUCAAUCAUCUAUUUCACAAUCGGGAUCGAUAAGAAAUGAUAAGAAUGGUUCUUCUCCUCGAACUAUUUCUUUGGGUGGUCUUCCGAGUAAUGGUUCUUCAAACAAACAAACAAGAUGUCAUAAUGGAGUUGAAAGAUCCAAAUCGUAUAAUUCUCCAAAUGAUCGAUUAUAUGGUCGACAUGUUGAGGAUGUAGAUGUACGAUCAAGAUCUUCCACACCAACUCGGAUUAUCGAAAAACUCGACAUUCAUAAUUCUUCUAUCCAUUCUUCACAUGAUGAAGAUAAAAGAGAAAGAGAAGAAUUCCUUCAAUCUAUCAUAUCUUCAACUUUAUCAAUCCCUCCACCUACUUUUCCCCCCGUUUCACGUCCGGAUACAAGAAGAGGACAUAGACGUUCUUCUGCAAUAUAUAAUAUCCCACAUCCUCUUUCACCAGCAUCACCAUUAUCUUUAUCUCGUGGUGCUUUCGAUACUACUACUUUUACUUAUCCUUCCAUGAGAACAUGUUCAGGAGAAGCAAUGAGUUCAUUUGCAAGUUUAUCAAAUGGAGUACCUUCGACUCCUGCGAGGUUGGUCUCGUCUUGGAGUAUGACAUUUGGAGAAUCUUCAAGUAAGAGAAGAAUAUCAAAAAGGAUUUCAAGAAAACAUGCCGAGGAGAGACUUUUGUCAAACGGAGAUGAAGAUAGAAAAGGAGUCAUGGAAAAAGAAAAUGAAGAAGAAUGGGGAUUUAAAUUUGGAAAAGGUUCACCAUCAUUAUACGACAACGUAUUCUAUUCCCCACGACCUUGGCGUAAAAGAGGCGCUUUACCACUUUUACCUACUAUUCAUGGUUCUCCAACUUUUUCUACUUGUGCAGAUCAAGAUUCAAAUUCUCCUCUUUUGAUAAGUCCUCCUUAUUCUAUACAAAAUAAACAAAACGAUUCACAUUUCUUUCACUUUCAAAAUACCACAGGAUGUUUCUCAGAAUACGAUCAACCAGAUCCAAUCUUUUUGAUGCCAAAAAGGACAGAUAGUGGAUCUUCUAAUGAUACACCCCCACCACCUCAAGUUUCACCAAAUUUAUCUUGUUACGAAGGUAUGUUCCCAAAUACGGAUUUAGAAGAAUAUCAAAUCGCUUUGGCAGAGGCUUUGAAACUUGGUGGUCCGUGUGAUUGUGAUACAUGUCUUGAGAGGACUCCUAGAGUUGAUUCGGGAGUGUUUGAAGAAACAGAAUCGGAAGGGAUGGAAGGAGAAUGUUCGGAAGUGCUUGGAAUGACAAGUAGGAAGUUGAGUCUUGGAAUGAUGGGAGAUUUCUCUUUUGACAACAUUGGUGUUGUAAGUCAGGAGGGGCAGUCGUCAGAAAUGAGAGAGGUGGAAAAUGGGUGUGAGAUUGAGGGAGAAGAGGAAAUGAUGGAGGUUAUGGGGAAAUUAGACUCGGUACUUUUCUCUCCUCGUACCAUACCUCCUGGACCGAAACUUAUGGCUGUCUUCGAUGAUAGUUACGUUUCACCACUCCAACUCCCUCCAAGCGCCUUUGAGAGGUUGAGCGGGUUCGAAAUCCCUUCUGUGAUGAUAUGA